UGGCAUGUUCUAGUGUACCCAGAGCUUUUUAAGGGAGUCCAAUUAGACUCACUGUUUAACUUGGAUGCUAAUGUUGCUUUCUGUCUAUUGGAUGUGUAAAUAGCCAACAGUUACAGAAAUUACCUAUUUUAUGGUAAUAUUAUGUCAGGGUUGUGUUUGCAGAAGGCUGCACUGCCCCCAAAUGGACUAAAAUAUAAUUCAGAUUUAAGUGGCGUUACCUUAACAUUAUCACAUUGAGGCCUAAGCGCAAGUAAAUAAUCCAUUGUCUUUGUUUCCUAUGAAAUCUUGUCUUGACAUAAUUAUUCUGUAAACCUCUCUGGGUUUGUUUUUGGGCAGACUAAAUGCUGUUGGCAUCUCCUGUAAAUCAAGCAUUGGCUCCACUCCUUCCUGUAGUCACCCAGUCAAAGACAUGGCACAGCUCAGCGAGGUGCAUCCAGGAAACUAUGGCUUCUAUGAUGUGCAGCAGUCUGUGAUUGGCUCGUGCAGCCUGGAGGAUGUGGCUGUGAGAGUUUUGACGAGAGUCAUCGGACACUGUCCUCACAGGAACCAGCUCCUGGUUGACUGUGGAUGGAGUGGUCUCAGUCUAGACGGAGCUGGAAAACUUCCCACUGGAUACGCUGUGAUUGAAGGACACCCCAACCUUAAGUUGUUGUCUAUGACCCAGGAGCACGGUAGAGUGGAGCCCAUCUCAGGACUGCUGGACUACAGCAAAUACCCCAUAGGUUCUCUGCUCACCCUGAUCCCCUACCAUUCGUGUGCAACUGCAGCGAUGCAUCCCGUGUACCAUGUGCACUCUGAGGGCCGUCUGCUGGGGAAGUGGACACCAACACGCGGGUGGUGAACAGCUAGCCAACUGUUCACUCAUACAUGACCUUGUUAUGAUAGCUAAAUUAACUCUUAAUAAUCCUGCAGGAGGACUUCUUGGAGCUACUCAUGUCACCUGUAGUUCCUUCCAAAAUACAAUUGUAGAUGAAUUACAAACCACUGAUUAAGUAAUACGUAGAACUUUUUCUAGACAUAUUCCCCAAAUGUUUUUAUCAAAAG
Messenger RNA from Etheostoma cragini (Arkansas darter), 1044 nucleotides. RefSeq names its product D-threo-3-hydroxyaspartate dehydratase-like. Bases 410 to 841 code for a protein of 143 amino acids. The record is from RefSeq and is a predicted model, not a curated record. Gene Ontology annotation, biological process: D-serine catabolic process. Gene Ontology annotation, molecular function: D-serine ammonia-lyase activity. The transcript has 5 exons. NCBI's taxonomy places the organism in Eukaryota, Metazoa, Chordata, Actinopteri, Perciformes, Percidae.